ACUCAAUCGAUUUUGUUUGGUUCUUGUCCUAGAUCGCGUGAACCCGUGGAUAACCACAAGAACGGCAAAUUUGUGUUUCCCGUUCUCGAAAACCCAUACACAACGAAAUGCAUGCCGGAGACAGCUAGGCAACAAAACUGACUUGGAAAACCUGUGCUGGGAAGCUGUCUUCUUUCUUUCCCCUGCGCAUCCAUGACCGACUAGCACUUGGCGCUGCCAAGCGCGACAUUUCCAGGCAAGAAAGCAGGUCCAUCGUUAGAAGCUGGUUCAAGAAAAAAGAAUCGGACAUAGUUUUCGCAUGUAUCGAUCUGGUUUUCAACGGCUUUCGCAAAACGCCUGUUGUACCCGCUCUGCCACCCGUGUGUCUUUCAACCUGGGACCGCCUAGUCGCCGUUUCCCGUUUUGUUUGAUUCAGCAGUGCCAUUCCCUGCCUUUCGCAUGGGAUAUCGCAAGCUGUCCAUCCUGGGCUGUUGCGUUUUCCCAUGGAACGAACCAGAAACGCACUUCCCUUUCCCUUCUUCUUUGUCGGAAGGAACGAUUUUUGUCUUCUUUCUAGCGGUUCAAAGGCCGACGCUGCUGCUACGCGCUGCACAGCGGGAACACGAUGGCCAACAUUCGGACGUUGUCGGAUUAUGCGUCGUCGCCUCCACGCGGCUCUUCUGCACUUGAAGGGGAAGGACGACAGGGAGGAAGUCCGUUGCCACUCUUUUUCCCCUCUGGAACUCAAUCUGGCGAAAACGUCAGUUGGAUUCAAUGGCUGUGCCCGGGAAUACACCUGAAGAGCCCAAUCAUCAUCAUUUCCUUCGUACAAAUCGCAGUCUACAUCGCGUCGCUCGCUGCCGGCCUGGCACCCAAUGAAAUCCUGGCACCAACUCCGCAAACCCUGGUGAUGUUCGGCGCAAACAUUCCCGAGCUCAUUCGUGUCGGCGAAAUCUGGAGACUAAUCUGUCCUCUGUUUCUCCACUUGAAUCUGUUCCACAUCUUGAUGAAUCUCUGGGUGCAGAUCCGGAUCGGCCUGACGAUUGAGGAGAAGUACGGAUGGAAGAUGCUGCUUGCGGUUUACUUUGGAGUCGGGGUCUUGGCGAACAUGAUCUCCGCAGCCGUCCUGUUUUGUGGCCAGAUGAAAGCAGGCGCAUCGACUGCCGUCUUCGCUCUCAUCGGUGUCCAGCUCGCCGAGCUCGCCCUUAUCUGGCACGCGAUCCAAGAUCGCAACAGUGCUAUCAUUAGCGUUUGCAUUUGCCUCUUCUUUGUCUUCGUCUCGUCCUUUGGAAGCCAGAUGGACAGCGUCGGCCACAUCGGCGGGCUGGUGAUGGGAUUCGCCGCAGGUAUCUGGUUGAACGAAAACAGCGAUAUCAAGCCAACGUGGUACGACAGGGCCCGUUUAACGUCGCAAGUGGCGUUAGCUGCUGCGCCGAUCUUGAGUUGCAUCUUUAUCUUCCUGGUCCCUCGCUGCUGACUGCGGACACAGGGUCUGCACGUGCUUUCAAAGAUUACCUCAGGCAAGCGCAUUCGAAGUUAUGCGAAA
Molecule: messenger RNA, 1525 nt
Organism: Toxoplasma gondii ME49
Lineage: Eukaryota; Apicomplexa; Conoidasida; Eucoccidiorida; Sarcocystidae
Gene: ROM2
Product: rhomboid protease ROM2
Exons: 9
Coding region: 605-1456 (283 amino acids)
Biological process (GO): proteolysis
Cellular component (GO): membrane
Molecular function (GO): serine-type endopeptidase activity
Source: RefSeq, a predicted model, not a curated record